CAAUGAGCAUGAUCUUUUAUAAGGCAGGACUGUCCAUUGUUCAAGCAAUCCGAAUCAUUGCGUCCUCUGCAAUCUCUUACAAAAUUUCAUAUUUCAGGAGAUAAUUCAUCUGCAUGGCGAGAAGAGUGAAAUGCUUAACCUCUUCAUCUUCUCUAUGGGCAUGCCCCAUCCUGUUUCUCCUCUUGCUCUUUUCGUUUGCAUAUUUAUCAGUCUCCCAGUUCGUGAUUCCCUCCUCUCAAGUAGCCAUUGAUCAGCUUGCUCUCAUCUCCUUCAAAUCUCUCCUCUCUGAUCCAUCCGAAGCAUUAGCUUCCUGGGAGAACACUUCCAUCCAUUUUUGCGAUUGGAAAGGAGUCGUAUGUCAUAACCUUGGAGGUGAAGCUAGAGUCACAGCUUUAGAGCUGGAGAACCUCACCUUAGCAGGUCCAAUAUCUGCAUCGUUAGCCAACCUCACUUUUCUCGAGAAGCUCCAUCUCCGAGAGAACCAACUUAAAGGUCCCAUUCCACAGGACCUUGGCCUUCUUUCUCAUCUUCAAAGUCUCGAUCUGAGCGUAAAUUCUCUUGAAGUGUGAUUCCGUUGUCUCUGUUUCAGAAUUGUUCUAAUCUCCAAAACUUCAACCUGAGUGUCAACAGUUUGCAUGGGACCAUCCCAGGAAACCUUAGCAACUGUUUAGACCUACAAUUCAUUAGAUUGGAAAGAAAUAUGUUUGAAGGAGAGAUCCCAAGUGAUAUCUAUUCCCUCCCAAAGCUUCAGGACCUCAACAUAUGGCAUAAUAAUCUCAGCGGAAGAAUUCCUCCUGAGAUUGGGAACCUUUCAAGCUUGACAAUACUUUCAUUAGCUGGCAACAAAUUCAGAGGCUCGAUUCCUUCUGAAAUAGGUAACCUUUCAUCCCUUGUUGAGCUUUACCUGUCAAGUAAUCAACUUUCAGGUAGCAUCCCGUCCAGCAUGGGCAAUCUUGGCAGACUAACUAUACUUUAUCUGCAUUUCAACAAUCUCAACGGCACUAUCCCACUAGAGAUUGGGAAUCUUGUCAAUAUGCAAGUUCUAGUGCUGGGCGGCAACCAUCUUUCUGGGAUCAUUCCUAAAAGCUUGGGCUUCUUGAAAAAUCUAGAUACGCUUAUUCUUAGUGGUAAUCAGCUAGAAGCAACAAGUUUUGCUGAGUGGAGUUUUAUUGAUGCUUUAAGCAACUGCACCCACCUCAGAAUUUUGGAAGCGAACGCCAAUAAUCUAGGUGGCAUGUUCCCCAAAUCCAUAGGUAAUUUGUCAAAAAAUCUCCAAGGGCUUAACUUCUUUCAAAACCAAAUUACUGGAAGCCUUCCUGCAGAAAUUGGAAAUCUUAACUUAUCAGCAAUUAUUAUGCAGUCCAACCGACUCAGUGGUACCAUUCCUAAAGAACUUGGAAGCAUCAACAGGUUAGAAAAAAUAAGGCUGGGUGACAACUUCCUGACUGGAGAAAUCCCUGUAGAUCUUGGCAACCUUACCAAAUUGUCUACCUUAGUCCUCGACAACAAUAAAUUGUAUGGUCCGAUACCUACUAGCCUUGGGAAUUGCCCGUUAAUUAGCUUAAGGCUUUCAACCAACAACAUAAGUGGUAGCAUACCAAAAGAAAUCCUCUCUAUCCUCUCCCUCUCCAUCAUCUUCAAUGUUUCAAACAAUUCUUUGACAGGAACACUGCCUUUAGAUAUUGGAAAGUUGAACAACGUCGUAACCAUAGAUGUCUCAAAUAACAGUCUGUCUGGUGACUUGCCUAGCACAAUCCUUGAAUGUCAAGUGCUGCAGUAUCUUUACAUGCAAAAUAACCUUUUCCAGGGAUCAAUUCCGCAUUCAUUCAGUGAAUUAAAAGGCCUUCAAGUGUUGGACAUUUCACGCAACAAAUUAACUGGGCGCAUCCCAUUAUUUAACACUAUGUCUUUUCUUAAUCUCUCCAACAACAAUUUUGAAGGGGAAGUACCAGUAAGUGGGGUUUUCCAAAAUUUUACUGCAUUUUCAGUGUCAGGAAACAGUCAACUUUGUGGAGGCCUCCCAGAGCUCAGCUUGCCAUCAUGCACCUCGAAGAGCAAACGUCUAACCAAAAAGUUUAUUGUAGUCAUUUCAAUAUCGGGAGUGUUUUUUUGCUUCAUGCUUCUUGUCUGCCUGUUUGCAAUUUGCCGUUGGCUUCAAAAGUCAAGAGGCUUUUCUGAUGUCGACUCACACAUCAUGGAGCAAUAUCGGAUGGUCACUUUUGCUGAGCUGUUCAGAGCCACAGAAGGAUUCUCACCUGCGAAUCUAAUUGGCAAGGGAAGCUUUGCAUCUGUAUACAAAGGGAAAAUAGAUUGGGAAGGCCAUGAGGAAAUUGCAGUGAAGGUACUCAACCUCCACCAAAAAGGGGCUUCAAGAAGCUUCAUGUCCGAAUGUGAAGCUUUAAGAAAUAUCAAGCAUCGAAAUCUCAUUAAAAUUUUAACAUCAUGUUCUGGUAUUGACUUCCAAGAGAAUGAUUUCAAAGCUUUAGUGUUUGAAUUUUUACCAAAUGGCAGUCUGGAGAAUUGGAUCUAUCCUAAAGCCGAUGAGGCCACACUACAAAGGUUAAGUCUCAACCAAAGAUUGAACAUAUCUAUAGAUGUGGCUUCAGCUUUAACAUACCUCCAUCAUCAUGGCGAGACCCCUAUGAUCCAUUGUGAUCUGAAACCAAGCAAUGUCCUUUUGGAUCAUAACAUGGUUGCACAUGUGAGUGACUUUGGAUUGUCCAAGUUUCUUGUCAAAACUGCAAGUUCAUCAAGCCUAAGACAGACAAAUUCAGCCACAUUGAAAGGGACCAUAGGAUAUGUUGCUCCAGAAUAUGGUAUGACCACUAAAGUUUCAGCUGAAGGGGAUGUAUACAGCUUCGGAAUACUUCUACUGGAGAUGUUUACUGGAAAGGGGCCUACUAGUGAUACCUUCAAAGAAGGAAUUAACCUCCACAAAUUUGUUGAAAUGGCACUUCCUACUCGAAUCGCUGAGAUAAUAGACCCAUACCUCUUGAUGGAGAUGGAAGAAUCCAGUGGCACUGAUGUAUCAACAGAUGAAUCAAAAAUGAGAAUGCUAGAGUGCUCUACUUCAGUGUUUAGAGUUGGCAUUUUGUGCUCCAAGGAAUCACCAAAAUAUCGACCGCGUAUGGAAGAUGCCAUGAACGAAUUAAUCAACAUCAAAGAUGCAUUUCUAAGGUUGGCUGUUUAAAGUAUAGGCUCGUAGCUUGCAACAUUCUAUAAGCUAUUAUUUCCAAGCAUUAGAUUUUCAUCCAUUAUGUGAUUUUUUUUUUUUUAUAAUAUUCAAUACAUAGAUUGAAGCAAAAUUUAAGGUCAGAAAAUUUCAAACCUUUGGUUAUUGUA
Molecule: messenger RNA, 3342 nt
Organism: Zingiber officinale
Lineage: Eukaryota; Viridiplantae; Streptophyta; Magnoliopsida; Zingiberales; Zingiberaceae
Product: receptor kinase-like protein Xa21
Exons: 2
Coding region: 701-3190 (829 amino acids)
Biological process (GO): protein phosphorylation
Molecular function (GO): receptor serine/threonine kinase binding; ATP binding; protein kinase activity
Source: RefSeq, a predicted model, not a curated record